AUGGGUAAAUAUAAUUUUGUUACAAAAUUUAACUAUUUUUAUUAUAAUAAAAUUUUUUUGAAAAAUAAAAAAAUAUAUAAAAUGGUAAAAAAUAUUUCAUUUUCUUCACAUUGUCAAGAUAAAUACGAGUUAAUUAAAAAGAAUGAAGAUGCAUAUAAUUUAGAAGACACCUUCAUUAGGUCUAUUCGUAAAAUGAAUAAUACUUCUUUAGUAUAUACAUCUGAAGAUAUUAAUAAAAAUGGAAUGAACAAUAAAUAUUUAUGGGAAUUAAUAUAUAAUAGAGCAAAAGAAAUUAAAAAUUCAUUUUCGAUAAAUGAAAUCGUUGUAUUAUUUCAUGCAUAUUGCAAUAGCUUAUCUUAUGAUAUAAAUUGUAUGCAAAUUAUCAAUUUUUUUUGGGAUUUAUUAAAUAACAAAAUGAAUAAUUUAAACUAUUCAUCAUUGUUAGCCUUAUAUUCAUGUGCUGAAAAAACAAAAAAUUCCCAAAAAAUAAAAGAAAUUAGCAAUAUCCUUUUAAAGUAUAUGUUAGAUCAUCCUUCAGAAAUGAAACUUACAGAAAAGGGAUUGAAUAUUAUUUUGAAAAUAUGCAUCUAUAACUCUAAUGAUAACAUUGACAAUAAGAGUGUUAUAAAUAUUAGUAAUCAUAUACAAAAUGUUGACUUAAAAGAUGUUAAAACGGCUAUGUUAUGUUUGCAUUUUUUUUUAAUAUUCAAUUCAUUUGGUGAACCAUUCGUCAACUUAUUAAAAAAAAUACAAUCCUUAUUAAUUUUUAAAAAAAUAAAUCCAUAUAUUGUUUUAAAAUAUUUAUAUCUUCUCACUAAUAUUAACAAUCACCCUAUUGCAAUUAAAGAGGUGAAAAACACGAUAUCCAUUAUUUAUUUAUUACACCGAGCAAAUAAUAAUUCAUAG
Molecule: messenger RNA, 906 nt
Organism: Plasmodium berghei ANKA
Lineage: Eukaryota; Apicomplexa; Aconoidasida; Haemosporida; Plasmodiidae
Product: conserved Plasmodium protein, unknown function
Exons: 1
Coding region: 1-906 (301 amino acids)
Source: RefSeq, a predicted model, not a curated record